AUGGUCCAAUCGAGUGCCAAAGAACCGACCUCAGUUGGGAGUGAUCAAACCUCGACCACCCUCGCACCCAGUCCAGCCAAUCAGUCGACCCUGCCCCACCCCAAUGUGGGGCGAUCAACCUCAAAGUCCGGCGUCGGUAAAUGCAUGACGGUGGAGGAGGCGAUCGAGGCGGCACGAAAAGACUGGCAGAACCGCAUGCAAGUUAUGGAGGUUGAGGGGGCAAGGUUAUCGAGGCGAAAUCAUCACGGUCCCCCGUGCCCUCGCUGACGAGCACGUGACUUUUGGCACCUUCAAUAGUCCGCGUCCAGCGACGAUGACGGCAAGAUGGACGUCGAUGACGACGGCAAGAUGCACGUCGAUGACGACGGCAAUGAUGAGGAGCAUCAAAAGGGCGACGAGGACAAUGAUGAUGCUGGUGAUGAGGAGGGCGGCAGCGGCAGCGGCGGCGAGGACGAUGACGACGGCGGCGGGGACGAUGACAGCGGCGAGGACGACGACGGCCAUGACAGCUCCAGACAGAACGACAGAGGGAGCGAAGAGAACGAUCACGAUCAGGGCGGGCUUGCGAGUGACGAGUCGAGGCUGUGUGCACCAACCUUCGCUGAAGUGGCCAUCUACGCGUGGGGCCUGGAAUACAGGGUUUCGCAGGAAGCCUGCUGCGCGUUGAUUGAGGGUUACAGAGCGAAUGCUUUGACGCCACCAAACUACCAAAGUCGUUUUCAACGCUGGAAACGCGGGUCAAGGCGCAUUUGUGCAUGUGCGUCAUACGGCGCCACGUCGUCCCGCGGAAAGCGUCCAAGACGACGAUUGCCAAGACCGGUUCGAAGGCGAAUCGCACCACAACAUCGGCGUACACCUUAGGCUUGAAGGAACAGAUCGAGCUUCGAAUUCUGGGAAAAUCCGCCCUACUCGGGAGCGGCCUCGGCGACUUCGCAGAAGUGCGGACGAACCUAUGGGAGCUGAGGGCGACGUCUGGCGCGAAAGCGUGGUGGCAGGUCGCGCGGCCUACCCUAUGGAGACAACAAACGGUGAGUGAUCGAGAUGGUGCGACGAGGAAGAACAACAUCGGUUGCCGGAAGCGUGUGAAUAGGUGUCAUGAUGGGUGA
Molecule: messenger RNA, 1106 nt
Organism: Microbotryum saponariae
Lineage: Eukaryota; Fungi; Basidiomycota; Microbotryomycetes; Microbotryales; Microbotryaceae
Source: the annotation of a GenBank genome assembly